AUGAAUAUAUUUAUGGAGGGAUCCUGUUGUAUAGUUUUGACACCAGGUAAAGUUAAUUUAACCUGUGGUAGUCCCUGGACGAACCAACUGGUUAUCACUCAGACACCAACAACUGCAGGGGGUAAAAGUUUAUACAGUGACAGUAUAGUAACUACAGCCAGAAUACCUAUGAUAGUAGGCUGUAUUGUUGGUGGUGUUGUUCUAGUGUCUGUAAUUAUUGUUAUAGUCAUAUGUUUCCGGAAACGCAGAAAUCAGAAACCCCAGAACGACCAGAACGUAUUGGAUCAGAAUAUUAGAAAUAGUGAUAGAAAUAUUUACCUUACCACGAUACCUGAUAGACCCAGUCAAAUUCAACAUCAGAAUACAACCGACACCUUAUCAAAUACAGUGUAUAGUAGUUUAGAUUCAAGAUACAAUACUUCCAGUGAUUUAAAACCAUAUGAACAACUACCAAAACUAGAAAACAGCCUAACAGAACACCAGGAAGACGUACCGCAUAUAGACAACGAUUACGAUAUUGUUGUGGAAGGUUCGAGUCCGGAUAAUGAAAUUCCUUCAAAUAACGUUUAUAGCAGCCCUGAUCCACGAAACAAUACUUCUAGUGACUAUAGACUUUACGAACAUCUUCCAAAACAAGAAAACGAUAAUACGGAGCAACAAGAACAUGUUUCAGAGCUACAGGAAGACGUUCUGUUUACAAACAACGAUUAUGUUAAAUCGAAGGAAUAG
Messenger RNA from Lottia gigantea (owl limpet), 729 nucleotides. RefSeq lists its product as hypothetical. The record is from RefSeq and is a predicted model, not a curated record. The coding region runs from base 1 to 729 and encodes 242 amino acids. Lineage: Eukaryota; Metazoa; Mollusca; Gastropoda; Lottiidae. The transcript has 4 exons.